Messenger RNA from Enhydra lutris kenyoni (northern sea otter), 1218 nucleotides. Its product is annotated as aquaporin 7. The record is from RefSeq and is a predicted model, not a curated record. Gene Ontology annotation, molecular function: glycerol channel activity; urea transmembrane transporter activity; water channel activity. Gene Ontology annotation, cellular component: plasma membrane; basolateral plasma membrane. Gene Ontology annotation, biological process: glycerol transmembrane transport; water transport. NCBI's taxonomy places the organism in Eukaryota, Metazoa, Chordata, Mammalia, Carnivora, Mustelidae.
AGUGGCGUCCCAGCCGGGGGUGCAGCCAGAGCCCGGGCCAGUCAUGGAGGAACAAGACCAAGACCUCCUGUAACUGAGAAGCCGCCAGGGUGGAUGCUGAGAAACAUAAGGCCUUUCAGUAGACAUCUAAAACUCUCAAAGACGGAACAUGGCUCGAAGAGAUAAGAAGAGGAGCUCCAAGAUGGUCUCAUCGCCCACGGUAAUCACAAGGAUGCAAGCAAUCAUGCAGAAGGAGAUGGUGCGAGAGUUCCUGGCCGAGUUCAUGAGCACGUAUGUCAUGAUGGUGUUUGGCCUUGGCUCCGUGGCCCAUAUGGUUCUAGGAGGUAAAUUUGGGAGCUUCCUCGGUGUCAACUUGGGUUUUGGCUUCGGAGUCACCAUGGGAGUGCACAUGGCAGGGAACAUCUCUGGGGCCCACAUGAAUGCAGCCUUGACCUUCACCAACUGUGCACUAGGCCGCAUGUCAUGGAAGAAGUUUCCUGUGUACAUCCUGGGUCAGUUUCUGGGUUCCUUCCUGGCUGCUGCCACCAUCUACUGCCUCUUCUACUCAGCCAUUAUCGAAUUUUCGGGCGGACAUCUGACAGUGACUGGCCCCAUAGCCACCGCUAGCAUUUUUGCCACCUACCUUCCUGACCACUCAACGCUGUGGAGAGGCUUCCUGGAUGAGGUGCUGGUGACAGGGUUGCUCCAGCUAUGUCUCUUCGCCAUCACGGACAAGGAGAACAACCCAGCACUGCAAGGGACGCAGGCCCUGGUGAUUGGCAUCCUCGUUGUUGUCAUUGGCAUAUCCCUGGGCAUGAAUACAGGAUAUGCCAUGAACCCAUCCCGGGACCUGCCCCCCCGCUUCUUCACUUACAUUGCUGGCUGGGGUAUACAGGUCUUCAGCUCGGGAGAGGCCCGGGACUGGUGGUGGGUGCCGGUGGUGGCACCGUUCCUAGGUGCCUACUUAGGUGGCAUCAUCUACUUGGUCUUCAUUGGCUCCACCAUCACACGGAGGCCCCACAUAUUGGAGGACUCCAUGAUGUCUGAAGACCGCAGAAUACCUGUGUUGCCCAAGACCAUGCCAAACCCAGCCAUGACAUCUCCCCUCACCCCUGUUUCUGUGUCUCCCACAGUCCAAACUGUCCCCCCCUUAAGUGACCCCAUCCUCCUAGAGCAAUUCUAAGAAAGAUUAUUUGUGACCCUAUCCCCCCACUCCAAUAAAGAAAGCCUUGUCCAACA